This is a messenger RNA of Stegodyphus dumicola, 4057 nucleotides long. RefSeq lists its product as uncharacterized. The record is from RefSeq and is a predicted model, not a curated record. Lineage: Eukaryota; Metazoa; Arthropoda; Arachnida; Araneae; Eresidae.
AUGCAUUUCCGCAAUUUCAAUUACGUGACCAUAGCCUCUGUUUCAGCUACAUCUCAUCCUAUCUGAACACUAGUUACAUUUUAUAGAACUUUCUUCGUGUUUAUUCCGUUUCUUCAGAGGCGCAACUGAUAGUACGGCUGACCUAAAAAGAAAACAAACAAUAAACACUAUCCAUAAUCAAUAUUUUUUAAUUUUCUCUUCCCGGAACGCAUUUUUUUCCAUCUACCAAAGCAGGACUGGAAACUAUUUUAAAAUAUUUCUAGGCUUAUCCGAUCCAUAGUCAUAAAAUUGAUACUCAGCCGAUUCUCGCUAGGUUUUCUUUUUCUUCUCUAGUGACCUACAAAAUUUGGCGUGACGUUGUGAUUACGAUGGCCCACUAUUGGGCGAUCCCGUGGACUGUGGGGUUAACACGAGAGGGAAAUAGUAUUCCUUGUUGUCGAAAACUCUCUGGUGCGUGUCCUGUGGGCUAAGUGGAAAGAUUUUCACUUUCACUCAACCUUCGACGGCAGAGGAAAGUGGUUUCGAAUCUUGUUAUUUCAGUUUCGUCGUUUGAGGUUGCACUUGAGGAAACGUCAGGAACAGUUGUUUUGUUUUCAAUUCGUAAGCUGGAACCACUUGCGGCUGCAUAAUACUGCAUAAUACGGAUUAUUUAUUUUCCUACGUUUUGUUUAUGUGCGUCAGGGUUACAAUUCAGUGCAAAGUUUGCUACACUGACUGAAAUUUUACUGAAAUUAAUAUCGAAUGCAAAACGAUGUGUCUUACUAUAAUGCAAUAAUCCUGUAUUAUCGACUUGGUGCCAAAGAACUCAGUAUAACAGAGAACAGUUGUUUGGAUACCGCUCUAUUUUCUAAUACUUAAUCUGUGAAAUACCAAUCUAAGUCCCUGAAAAAUUCAUGUGCAAAGGAACAUCUUUUAUUCAGAGUUUAUUUGAGACAAGAAUUCAUUAUUUUACGUUCUAAAUAAUGCAUAGUGAAAAAAUUGCUUUUAAAUUCUGGUUUAUAUACGGAAGUUUAUUGAACUACCACAUUUUUCAGAAUUAAUUUCUGGAAGCUAAAAGCUGAAUGUUCCCAGCUUUUCUUUAGUUUAAAUAAAAAAUAAAAAACUGCAACUGAAGCUCUCAAAUUUUAAAUUGCACGAAUGACAACUGUUAUGAAAUCAAGAAUGCUUUCUCUCCUAAGUUAUUUGUUUCACUGAAGGAAAUGCUGAAUGCGUUUCUUUAUCAUCAAACUUAUUUAACGAAUUUAGAUGCAAAUUUAUUUGGAUUGAUUCUAAUUUUAGAAUUUCGUCCUCCUGGAUGACAUUAGGAACAAAACCUGUGGGUACAAAGAUCCGAGUGAUGACCUCUUCCACAAGUUGUUGCUGAAAUUUUGAAAACGUUGAAUUUGCUUCACCUAUGAAGUCCGUCGUGUAUCAAGUAGCAUUUUAUUCGCAGUACAAAUUUCAAAAGUUAAAAAGAAUAAUCAUUCGGUUAAAGAUAGAGGCAUUGAUAGAAAUACCUUUCGUAUAUACGCAAAAUAUGACUUAUCAAGUUCAAGGAUUUCCAGUGAAUCCGUAAAACUUGUACCGUUCUGGCAUUUGCAUUAGGUAAAAUGAGGCAGGAAUUUCAAGUACCCGCAGUGGAAAGCGAAGACCACUAUGAAGAUAGUAAAUUAACUGAUAAAUCUGUGACCGACCAUCCUAUGGAUCUUCGAGUUAACAGUGCCAUUCAAAGAGGAAAUCCAUUAAAAGGUGAUAGUUCGAAAUCAGAAAAGAAACAUGAGACAAAAAUACUUGCUUCGCUUCUGCAGAAAUCUCGGUCGAUAUCUCCUGCACAGAAAGGCUGGGCAACGCAUACUCCUGGUCAUUAUUCUUACUCCCGAGCAAAUUGUCCAUCCAAAAAUUAUGAGCAUCAGAUUACUUUAACAAAUACAUUCAUUCGUGAUAUUCCAGAAUAUUUCAGCUCUAGCAAGGAAUCAUCUCAGCUAAACGCCGGACAAAUUUCAGUCAAUGAUUUAGAGUCUAGAAGUGCAUUAAAAAGUCAACUGGCAUAUCAAGAAAAUACGAUACUGAGACGUGCACUUGAACAGAAGCGUAACACCUUUCCUCCAACGAAUACAGAAGAUAUAUGCGUUGUGUUUGACAGCAAUCGAGAGUUACCUAGCGCUUUCAGGCGAAUUUCAAAGGAUUGCCACUUGCGAAUCGAAUCAAAAGUGUCAGCUGAUAAAGAAGUUAAAGAAUUUGUUCCAAACUAUCGAAAAUUUUAUUCCCGAUGUAAUGAUCAAUCUCUUGCUUCAAAAGCAUCGGUGGAAGGAAUCACACCAGCACAAAAUUCAACUGUUACAGACUUUAAUCAUCGUGCUGUAAAUACUAGAGCAUGCUGUCCGUUAAAUGAGUCGAACAGUUACCUGCGAGCAGCUUUACUCACUCCCGUUAAUUCAUCGUCAGUGUAUUUCAGGAAUAAUUUAAAUAGUCAUGAUGCGAAACAAGUGGACAACAUGCAGUGUCUAAAAAGAAAACUUUCCGCGCCUAUUAAUACCUCUCUUAGUGAAGCAAACAGGAAAGAUGAAACCAUAAAACAUUUACUAGCUGCUUCGAACGAAGGGAAAUGGCUGUCGUUAAAACAUACAGAUCUCACGCCAGGGCUUCGGUGCCAGAUAGAAAAGGCUUGCAAAGAUGGGUUAAGAUGUGAAACUCAUUUAGGAAGCAGAAUCGGCAAUGCUGCUGAAAAGUCAUCACAAAUGGGACAUCAACAUGAGUCAGGUAAUAAACCUAUUCAUGUAUUCUAUUCACAAGCACUUCGUCCUCAUCCAGAUGACGUUGUUCUAAAAGGAUUAUUAAUCACUAACCCCAAAGUAGGGGCUCCAGUCUUACCCACAUCAGGACCACCAAGCUCUGGAUCUCCUGGAAGUGAAUCUACAUCAAGUGGAAGUACAGACUCCGGAGUUUUCAGUGAUACCAUUCCCGAUGAACGGAGAAGAAUAACAAGAGUACUCAGUGGUAGACACGUAAAAUCAGGCACUGGAGCUAGCUUGAGCACGCUAAGGCUUCUAAGGCAAAUGAUUAUUGAAAGACGAAGAAGAAAAAAUGAUCGUAAAUUGUAAUAGAACAUUCAUAUACAUUUUUAUUUAAAUUUGCUUCUUCAUUGACUGCUCAUUUGAUACCAUGUAACGUAACAGUAAAGAGUUAAGAAAAUUUGAUGGAAAAUAAAUUUCGCUUUACAUGCUGAAAUCCAAAUUUAGAUCUGUAAGCUCAAAGUUAAAUAAUUAUGCCUUAAAGAAAUACUUAAUAAUAACCAUUUUAUGGUAAUGAUCAAAAUUUCUUGAAAGAAUACUCUGUAAAUAUUUAUUUUUUAUAAACUAAAACAUGUACAUAUGCAAAUAGGUGCAAUUUAAAUGGUCAAGUAUUCAGCCCAGUUUCUAUGACAUUUUAUCAUGUAAAAGUUCAUAAUUCAUUGUAAAAAUAAACGCGAAUGUAAGCGGGUAAAAUGCAGGAUCUGACAGAAGUAACGCCUUUUUUUUUUUUUUUUUUUUUUUUUUAAGAAAGCAGUUGCGCAAGAUGAGCAGCAUACUUUACCAAAACUGCCGUAUGACAUGCUUCAUUAUUAUGUGCUUAUGGCUUUUUUGUAAGGAACUAGAAUAGCAAUGGUGUAGAAACAAUAUUUAAUGUAGAUUAUCUGCUCAUGAAAAAAGAUGCUACUUCUGCGGAACCCUGUAUAAAGCAGAUAAAAGACACUAUAGGAUGCACGUUUCUGUGCAAUAUUUAGAAACUUUAGUAUUUGAACUAAUGAAGGUUUGACUUCAUAAAUUCAAAAAUUAAAUUUGCUCAUAGGAAAACUGCAUCAAAUUUCAAAUACAUUUUGUUUUAUCACUGUAAUGUUACAUGGUAGAUUAUAGAAAUUUAUAUUUAUUUAAUUCUGUUUUAAACAACGUAGUUAAUAAACAUUUGAGUACUAUUUUCAGAAAGGUAUACGUGUGAUGUAACUUGGUACGGACCUGAACUUAAUGUUCACUCUCUUCCAAUUUUUGAACCAUUGUGCAUUCUCUUCAAGUUUUUGAAUUAAAAUUCCUUUCAGAAACAA